Messenger RNA from Eimeria mitis, 498 nucleotides. RefSeq lists its product as uncharacterized. NCBI's taxonomy places the organism in Eukaryota, Apicomplexa, Conoidasida, Eucoccidiorida, Eimeriidae. The transcript has 3 exons. The record is from RefSeq and is a predicted model, not a curated record. The coding region runs from base 1 to 498 and encodes 165 amino acids. Gene Ontology annotation, molecular function: ubiquitin-protein transferase activity.
AUGGAGGUGACUCUAAAGGUGCCGGUGCAGCCAGUACAGAGCAGCAACAGGCCCCCAGCAGCAGCAGGAACCACUGCUGCUGCUGCAGAAGGGACAGAAGCAGCUGAAGAAACAUCCCCACGAACCAUCACCACCCCAGCAUCAGGAGACGCCGUCGUGGCCCACUUCAACUCCAGCGAAGCUGCAGGCAGCACAGCGAUGCAGAAACUCGCAGACGAGGCUGAAGAAACAUCCCCACGAACCAUCACCACCCCAGCAUCAGGAGACGCCGUCGUGGCCCACUUCAAUUCCAGCGAAGCUGCGGGCAGCACAGCGAUGCAGAAACUCGCAGACGAAAUGCUGCCUCAGUCACACACUUGCUUUUUUCAGGUGGAUUUGCCUCCGUAUUCUAGCUACGGGGUGCUGCGGCGGAAGCUGCUGUACGCGGUGACAGAAGGCAUCGCCAUUGAUGCUGACAACACAGCAGACGCAGCGAACUGGGAGUUUGAGGGAGACUGA